UAGAGGAAGACUAGCAGGAUAGAAAACGCUACGUUUCAAUCCUCUCGUCUCUCUUCGUCUUCUCUUUUCUAUACACACUUUCUCCAAUCGCUUCCUGCAGAAAACCAACGAACAACAAUUCCACAUACGAAUACAGAGCUCCCUCAGAGAACCUAAACUCCUAUUCUCGCGAGUAUUGGGCACUCGCUAAUAUCUCUUAAACUCAAAUUUUAUUUAAUUCUGCAAUUGUUGUGCUUUUGGAUCCCGUUUACUGGUGCCUUUCAAUCCAAGAACGCAAAGACGCACCGAGGCUUUACUCGUUUUUUUUGCUUCGAAAUUAAACUCCAUUUGAGAGUAAUGCAUUUGGAUUUUUGCUGGUCAGGCUUUCAAAAUUAUAUGAGAGAGUUGAAGGUCUAUCAGGAGUAUCCAUCUGGUUGAUUUGUUUGGCACAUUACACAAGGUAAUAUGGCUCUCCGGAAGUAUAUUCCUUCAGCUGAUGCACCUUCUGUUGGUAUGAAGCCUUUGAAUUUUUUUAGUAAGGUGCAUGAGAAUGCUCAACAUGCAGAUCCAGAGACAACAGUGGAGCCUGAUGUGGAUGUUGACCUCAGAGAAGUUUAUUUCUUAAUUAUGCAUUUCCUUUCAGCUGGACCAUGUCAUAGAACAUAUGGACAAUUUUGGAAUGAACUUCUCGAACAUCAACUACUACCUAGAAGAUAUCAUGCUUGGUAUUCAAGGAAUGGAGAUGAAAAUGAUGAUGGUCUAUCAUUCCCAUUAAGUUACACUAAGUUGGUGGAAAGGUACCCGCACAUUGAGAAGGAUCACUUGGUAAAGCUUUUGAAGCAAUUAUUACUUAAUGCAGCCUCUAAAUCACAAGGCUUGAUUGGUGUAAAUGCUCUAAAUGCUGCUGUUGUUCCUACACUUAUGGGAACAGGAUCAUUUUCACUUUUGAGCAAUGAUAGAGAUGCGGAAAAAGCCCAAGUAAAUCAUCCCCCUCUUCAUAUGCGAUGGCCUCAUAUGCGCGCUGACCAGGUCCGUGGACUGGGUUUGAGAGAAAUUGGGGGUGGUUUUUCAAGACACCAUCGUGCACCAUCUGUCCGUGCAGCAUGCUACACUAUUGCAAAGCCUUCAACUAUGGUGCAAAAAAUGCAAAAUAUCAAGAGGCUAAGAGGACACCGGAAUGCUGUCUAUUGUGCUAUUUUUGAUCGCUCAGGGAGAUAUGUCAUUACAGGUUCAGAUGAUCGCCUUGUUAAAAUCUGGUCCAUGGAAACUGCAUUUUGCUUGGCCAGCUGUCGUGGACAUGAAGGUGACAUUACUGACUUGGCUGUGAGUUCAAACAAUGCCUUGGUGGCUUCUGCUUCAAAUGAUUGUAUAAUUCGAGUGUGGCGUUUGCCAGAUGGGCUUCCAAUAUCUAUUUUACGUGGACAUACUGGAGCUGUCACUGCCAUUGCGUUUAGUCCAAGGCCUGGAUCUGUAUACCAGCUUCUUUCAUCAUCUGAUGAUGGAACAUGUAGGAUCUGGGAUGCUAGAUAUUCCAACUUCAGUCCACGGAUAUAUAUUCCUAGGCCUUCAGAUUCAUUAGCUGGGAAGAACAGUGGUCUAUCCUCAAGUAGUGGUCUGCAGAGCCAUCAAAUAUUUUGUUGUGCAUUUAAUGCUAAUGGAACUGUGUUUGUCACUGGUAGCUCUGACAAUCUUGCUAGGGUAUGGAAUGCUUGUAAGCCAAACAGUGAUGAUUCGGACCAACCUAAUCAUGAGAUAGACGUGCUAUCCGGUCAUGAGAAUGACGUCAACUAUGUUCAGUUUAGUGGAUGUGCUGUGGCACCUAGGUUUUCUCUCACUGAUAGCUCAAAGGAAGAGAAUGCUCCAAAAUUUAGAAAUUCAUGGUUUUCUCACGACAACAUAGUUACCUGCUCUCGAGAUGGCAGUGCAAUUAUUUGGAUUCCAAGACCACGUAGAUCACAUGGGAAAGUAGGCCGUUGGACUCGACAUUACCACCUGAAAGUUCCUCCACCACCAAUGCCUCCCCAACCUCCCCGAGGAGGUCCGCGUCAAAGAAUUCUACCAACUCCUCGUGGUGUGAAUAUGAUCGUGUGGAGCUUGGAUAAUCGUUUUGUCCUGGCUGCUAUUAUGGAUUGUAGAAUUUGUGUUUGGAAUGCUGCUGAUGGUAGCAUAGUACAUUCUUUGACCGGCCACACUAAUUCUACAUAUGUUCUGGACGUUCAUCCUUUCAACCCACGGAUUGCUAUGAGUGCUGGCUAUGAUGGAAGAACAAUAGUGUGGGAUAUAUGGGAGGGCACACCCAUCCGGAUCUACGAGAUUUCCCGUUUCAAGUUAGUUGAUGGCAAGUUUUCACCGGAUGGGACAUCCAUUAUACUUUCAGAUGAUGUUGGUCAAUUAUAUAUAUUGAACACAGGCCAAGGUGAAUCCCAACAAGAUGCUAAAUAUGACCAGUUCUUCCUUGGUGAUUAUCGGCCCCUUAUGCAAGACACCUACGGAAACAUAAUUGACCAAGAAACUCAGCUUGUACCAUACCGACGAAAUAUGCAAGAUCUUCUUUGUGACUCGGGAAUGAAUCCCUAUCCAGAGCCUUAUCAGAGUAUGUACCAAAAGAGACGCUUAGGAGCUCUGAAUAUGGAGUGGAAGCCACCUUCUAUAAAACUCACUGUGGUGCCUGACUUCAGCUUAGACCCAGAUUUCCAAAUGUUGCCGUUGGCAGACUUGGAUGUUCUGGUUGAGCCACUGCCUGAGUUUGUAGAUGCAAUGGAUUGGGAGCCAGAAAAUGAAGUGCAAAGCGAAGAUUCAGAUUCAGAGUACAAUGUCCCUGAAGAGUAUUCUACUGGAGGUGAGCAAGGGAGUUUGAAUUCUAGCUCCUCUGUUGAUCGGGAGUGCAGUGCAGAAGACAGUGAAGUUGAGGGCAGGAAUGGUUUUCAUAGAUCUAAAAGGAAAAAAUCAAAGGCUGAAAUUGAGAUAAUGACUUCUUCAGGAAGGCGUGUUAAGAGGAGGAAUUUGGACGAAUGUGAUGGCAAUACAUUGAGAACUAACCGAACUAGGAAAUCAAGGAUUGGCUGUAAAGCUUCAAAAAGGAAGUCUUCUACAUCAAAGGGUUUUAGACCUCAAAGAGCUGCUGCCCGCAAUGCUCUUACAUUGUUUUCAAAAAUAACAGGAGCAGCUACAGAUGGAGAAGAUGAAGAUAGCUCAGAGGCCGAUUCAUCAGAAAGUGAAUCCUCACUGCAAAAUUCAGAUAUCCAGAGUGAUGAAUCAGAGAAAUCUUUGCAAAAUGAACGGAACAAGCAUUUGAAAGGGAAAGAAGUUCCAUUGGAAGAUAAUGAAGAUUUUGUUAAAUCUCAUGAACAAUCUCAUUUGAAUGCUGGAAACAGGGGAAAAUUGGUCCUCAAACUGCCAGUUCGGAAUUCAAACAAGUUUGUUGUGUCAGAGACUAAAACAACUAACCAUCAGAUUGAUGUAGGCCCAUCAUCCUGCAAGGCUCCAACAGAAGCCAGCAAUGUAAAUAGGGUUCAUAUUAGAUCAGUAGAUUUGGAACGCUCCUCUAGUUAUACAAAUGGCACCGCAGUGAAAGCGAAGGAAAGAGGACAAACAGAUAGCUAUAUGUCUGAAGGAUAUAGAAAUGAGGAUAUCAAAUGGGGAGGUGUUAAGGCUCGAACAUCUAAGCGUCAGAGAUUUGGAGAAGCCAUGUCAUCAGCUGCAUAUGCAAGAUUUGGUUUAUGUUUUAGUGAUCGCAGGGAGAGAGAGAGUAAUCUGAACGGACAUGUAAAAUCUCAGAAUACUUGUGGCACAUCCUCUUCUGCAGAAGUUCAAGAUUACGCAGCAGAUAACACAAAUGAAGUGGGAGCAACAGGUAGGGAAGAUACGGCAGCUGAUACAUCUGAUGUUGUGAAUACCAUGACCAACGGUAAAGAGCACCUGAACUUCAAUGAAUGCAUGGAUUCUGAUGAAUUGCCUAUGGUGGGUCACACUGCUAAUGGAAAUGACAGCUCUCUUGAAUUCAAAGAAAGCAAUAUACCCAUCUCAACAAAGUUAAGGAUAAAAUCAAGGAUGAUUUCAAGAGAGUCCUCAGAAAAUCAGGGAAAUGAGGGGUCUUGUAUAUUACCUGCCAGUCUUGCUGAAAACACAGAUACUCCAGUUUUAGAAGUGCCUAAAAAUGAAAGAACCAAUAGAACCACUCCAGUUAAUGAAGGCGAUGAAUUUCAGGAACCAAAUGCUCAAGUUGACAAAAUUUCCAUGCCCUUAUUGAAUGACACAAUUGGUUCCAAUACACAUCCAAAAAAGAUGUUCAAUGUUGUUUACCGAAGAUCAAAGUUGAGUAAAGAUAGAGCUAACUCAGAAGGUGAUAGUGGCACAAGAGAAGGUGUUUCACAUGCUAGUGCAGACGAACAAUACACUGGAUGUAUCUUGCAUGAAGACAUCACUGAUGGACCUCAUAGAACUGAUAUCACAGGUUCAAAGGCAACUACAGAUGAUCUUAUGAAUUGUAAUAUCAAGUUGGGACAGGAACAUGACUCUGAUGAUGUAUGUAGAAAUGCCGAUAAUGGCUCCAUAAGCAGCAGAUGUCAACUUCCUAGUGAAGAAUGGGGAUCAAGCUCAAGGAUGACAGUUGGAUUAAGAUCAUCUAGAAAUAGGAGAACUAGUUACCAUUUCCGUGAUGCAAGUCCAGUAGAUAGAAGAAAGGCAAAUCAAUCAGGAAAAAAAGUGUCGUGGCUAAUGUUGUCGAAGCAUGAGGAGGGUUCUCGUUAUAUUCCCCAGCAGGGGGAUGAAGUAGUAUAUUUUAGACAGGGGCAUCAGGAGUACAUAGACUACAUUGGAUCAAGGGAAACAGGCCCUUGGAAGUCUGUUAAGGGACAUAUAAGGGCAGUGGAAUUCUGUAAACUUGAAGCCCUCGAGUAUUCCACAUUACCAGGAUCUGGAGAUAGUUGCUGCAAAAUGACUCUUAAAUUUGUAGAUUCUACUUCUGACGUAUGCCAAAAAUCAUUUAAAUUAACUCUACCUGAAGUGACAGGGUUCCCAGAUUUUCUCGUUGAGAGAACUCGGUUUGAUGCUGCUAUGCGAAGAAAUUGGACAUGCAGGGAUAAAUGUAGAGUCUAUUGGAAAAAUGACGGUGAAGGAGAUGGUAGUUGGUGGGAAGGCCGGAUUCUUUCUGUAAAGGCUAAAACUUCUGAAUUUCCAGACAGUCCAUGGGAAAGGUAUACUAUUCAGUACAGGAGUGACCCCAGAGAAACACACCAACACAGUCCUUGGGAGCUUUUUGAUUUUGAUUCCCAAUGGGAGCAGCCUCAUAUUGAUGAUGAGAUCAGAAACAAGCUAAUAUCUGCCUUUGCCAAACUGGAGCAGUCAGGCAAUACAGAACAGGAUCGCUAUGGGAUUCAGAAGUUGAGGCAAGUAUCACAGAAGACUAAUUUUACAAACAGGUACCCCGUUCCUUUGUCUCUUGAAGUCAUCCAGUCAAGGUUGGAGAACUACUACUAUCGAACUUUGGAGGCGGUGAAACAUGACAUUGAAGUCAUGCUAACAAAUUCAGAAUCAUACUUUAUAAAGAACUUAGAGCUUUCCGGGAAAAUGAAACGGUUGUCAGGCUGGUUUAAAAAAACGUUAUCAUCCUUGUAGCCCCAAAAUUGAGUUUUGUAGAGGAUAGCAGCUGGCCCAUCUGGGUUUUUCCGUUUCUUUUCUUUAUCCUUUUUAUUCUGUAGAUAUGAUUUUACAUUUUUUUAAUUAGAAUUUAAUAUUUUUUUUUCCACAUGGUAUAUUCAUCAUUGUAUAGACAUGCUUAUCCGCAUCAUCAUUAAUAAUAACAAGAAAUACACAUGUCAAGCGUUUAGUCUCAA
Jatropha curcas is the source of this 5813-nucleotide messenger RNA. RefSeq names its product WD40/YVTN repeat and Bromo-WDR9-I-like domain-containing protein. The record is from RefSeq and is a predicted model, not a curated record. Gene Ontology annotation, molecular function: protein binding. Gene Ontology annotation, cellular component: nucleus. Gene Ontology annotation, biological process: cytoskeleton organization; regulation of transcription by RNA polymerase II; regulation of cell shape. Lineage: Eukaryota; Viridiplantae; Streptophyta; Magnoliopsida; Malpighiales; Euphorbiaceae.